AUGUCUAACAGCAACCGGCGGCUAGGCGGGCGGGGUAGCAACAAUGCUCUCUUCUUGAUGGCCCUUGCGAUCGGGUCCCUGGCGGACCUGGUGUGCGGCACGCAGUUCCAAGUUCAGCGUCCUGGUGAUGUCCGAUAUCAGGAGCCGGAACUGGAGAUGCCACGGCCUCGAAAGGAGCAUCCCCUGGCGCACAUGGGACGCCUGGCAUACGACAUGGACGCCGCCGCCGCCGACGACAACCCUCCGUCCAUCGCCGCGACGACGAGGACGAGGACGCCGCUGCUGGAAACGUUCCAGGUCGCCGAGCCGGUCCUCCUCCCGUCCGGCCCCGCCGCCGACGAGGCCGUCACGGUCACCCUCAUGGACCACCAGUUCGCCAACAGCUACGGCAACCCCUUCGUCGGGACCUACGCGCCGCCCCGGGGCCUCGACUUCGACCACGUCGUCGUCAACUUCACCGUCGAGGUCCGCGGCCGCCAGUUCGACCGCUGGGGCAGCGCCUACCUCGGCGACGUCAACUUCUUCUCCACCUCCACCGCCGAGCCCACGCCGCGCGGCAUCACCUGGACCUGGACCAAGGACGUCACCCCUUACCUCUCGCUCUGGAGGGAGCCGCAGACCCUGCUCUUCCAGCUCGACAACGUCGUCAACGACGUCUACACCGGCCUCCUGAACGCCACCCUCACGGCCACCUUCUUCAGGAGCCCCGUGCAGACGGGAGGCCAGCCGCCCGCCGACCUCAUCCUCCCCGUCUCGAGGGCGACGGCGGCGGUGGCGGCGCGACGAAAGGCCGGGAACCCCAACACCGCCGCCGCCGCCGCCGCCGUCGUCGUGGCCGCCUCUGCCGGCUACUGGACGUACCCCGAGGAAGACGCCACCGCACUCCUCCGCUUCCCCCGCAACGUGAACCGCGCCGUCUUCUCCUCUUCCGUCAAGGCGCAGGGCGAAGAGGAGUUCUGGUGGUCCAACGCGCCGCAGUCCGCCGCCGCCGCCUUCGAACCGGACGUCGGCACCUACCCGGGCUACUCCCCGUUCCGCGAGGUCCAGGUCCUCAUCGACGGCCGCCUGGCGGGGGUGCGCUGGCCGUUCCCCGUCGUCUACACCGGUGGCGUCGUGCCCCAGCUGCACCGGCCCGUCGUCGGCAUCGACGCCUUCGACCUGCGCGACCACGAGAUCGACAUCACGCCCUGGCUGCCGCUGCUGUGCGACGGCGCGGACCACACCAUCGGCCUCCGCGUCGUCGGGCUCGUCGACGACGGGGAGGCCAGCGCGAGGCUGUCGGACACGACGGAGAGCAGCUGGUAUCUCGUCGGCAAGGUGUUCCUCUGGCUCGACGACGACGAGGACAGCGUCACGACGGGCGUCGUAGGUGGGGACGACGACGACCACGACGACGACGACGACCCGAAGAUCGAGUUCUCGCAGACGCUCACGCGCAACGCGACGGGCUUCAACGAGUCGCUCGAGUACGCCGUCGCGGUGACGCGGCACUUCUCCAUCACCUCGCAAGUGACGACGCAGAAGGGGAGCGGCACGGCGUCCUGGAGCCAGCGCCUGUCGUACUCCAACGCCGGCGGCCUCUACGCCCACGGCCACGGCGCCGUCAACACCUUCUCGACGACCGGCGAGGAGACGUCCGGGAGCCCCGGCUGGGGGGGCUACAAGAGGACCUUCUCGUACCCGCUGCACUGCAACACCACGACGUUCCUCCUCCCGCAGGGCAACCUGACGCUCUGGGCCCGGCUCGACCAGGGCUUGAGGCUCCACGUCCAGGGUAACACCGUCUACCCGACGGGCCUCGAGGCGUUCCGGAGAGAGGGCGGGGCGGGAUGGGCCGGCAGCGUCGUCGCCACGGACAGGAACGGCACGGCGAACUACUCCCGGUACGCGGACAACUCGGUCACGUCGGGCGCGGGACGGACGCGCCAGGUUUUCCGGCUCCGCGGGCUCGACGGCGACGGCACGUACGAGACGCCGGGGACGGAGCUGUACUCGCGGGACGUCACCGCGUACAACAACACCGUCGUGGCCGACAAAGAGGUUAUCGCGGACAAGGUUGCCUGA
Messenger RNA from Colletotrichum higginsianum IMI 349063, 2064 nucleotides. RefSeq names its product Peptide-n4-(N-acetyl-beta-glucosaminyl)asparagine amidase a. Lineage: Eukaryota; Fungi; Ascomycota; Sordariomycetes; Glomerellales; Glomerellaceae. The record is from RefSeq and is a predicted model, not a curated record. Bases 1 to 2064 code for a protein of 687 amino acids. The transcript has a single exon.